ACUCCAAUAUUAACAUUUAUUUUCUAGAAUAAUAUCUUCUUGCCAUAUCUCGAUCUUUUCAUCUCAAUCGUCGCUCUUGGUCUAUCUCCGGUUCUCCAUAUCCCAAUACCUCCCAGCAAGCUCAUAGCUGGUAACACGUAUGAGAUUGGACAUGUCUCCAAAAUACCGGCUUUAUACCCGACCGUCGGGUCAUCAUCGACGUUUAUAUCCAGUCGUAGGGUUCAUCAACGGCGUUUAUACCCGGCCGUAAGGUCAAAGUCGUGGUCUCCAUCGUGUUCGUAGUUAAUGGAAAACCACAUGGAAAAUACAUCUUUGUAGUUAUGUAUCUCCAUCGUUUAAAUCAUAAGGUCAAAGUCGUGGUCUCCAUCCUAAAACCCAUGAUGAUUUCAGUUCGAAUCAACAUCUAUUCAAAUCAAAUAUUCUUCAUUUCUACAAGUAAAUCCCAAUUUUUGCUAUCACCGAUCAAGCCUUUUUCAAGAAUAAACCCAUAAACGACUUGAGGAGUAUCUUCACAAGCGCCAAUGAAACGCGACGACAAAGCCGAAAAGCACCGAAAAGAAAAUCAAAACAAACCGACGGCAAACACAAACGUCAAAACUGGCUAACUCUGCUUAUAGAAGCCAGAUGCUACCGGACUAGGGCCAACCACCACCACUAUAGAAGCUGGAGAUGUUGGAAAAAGAGCUCGACUAAAUCGGACAGGACAUGAUAAACACCGGAAAACAUCCGGUCAUGUAAACAAAAAGGAAAAAACUUUCUCUGUUCUCUGAAAGAUUUUUAGAAAGAGAAGAGAGAGAAAGUUGAUCAACAUAUAUACUAGUA
Molecule: messenger RNA, 822 nt
Organism: Arabidopsis thaliana (thale cress)
Lineage: Eukaryota; Viridiplantae; Streptophyta; Magnoliopsida; Brassicales; Brassicaceae
Exons: 1
Coding region: 321-491 (56 amino acids)
Source: RefSeq, marked reviewed